This is a messenger RNA of Hyla sarda, 3105 nucleotides long. It is a transcript of the gene DCAF8, whose product is annotated as DDB1 and CUL4 associated factor 8. Gene Ontology annotation, cellular component: Cul4-RING E3 ubiquitin ligase complex; cytoplasm. NCBI's taxonomy places the organism in Eukaryota, Metazoa, Chordata, Amphibia, Anura, Hylidae. The coding region runs from base 329 to 2110 and encodes 593 amino acids. Gene Ontology annotation, molecular function: protein binding. The record is from RefSeq and is a predicted model, not a curated record. The transcript is spliced from 13 exons.
GGUUUGGCCGUCAGUCGGGGGAGGAGCCGGGCAGGACAUGGCUGCAGCUGAUCGGAUGAGCUGAAUCUCCCCUCCUGUCUCGGGCCUGGGAUAUCACUGAGCUCCGUCACUACAGCCCGAGGGUCCGGAUCAUCGCUGUCCUGGGGCCCAGGACGCCGACACUGAGCCCGGGGAGCACCGCGGCCUAGUGAGCCUCGGACUGUCCUGCUCUCCUCGCCCGGGCCUCUCUCCCCGGGCACCGCACGGAGCGGACGUGUACAGCCUCAGGACCGGACAACGACAGCUCGGGUAUUUUGCACUUUGUUCUUCUUAAUCCCAGGGAGCCGCCAUGUCGUUCAGCGGAGAGAUGGCUGAAGGAAAAACCGACCUAACAAAUGGUAGUUUCUCAAGUAGUCCUGAAGACAUGUCUGGAGCAGAUGAGGGAAGGGAGAACUCCUCUGGGAUCGAGGUGGAGGCGUCAGACAUGAGUUUGAGCCUCACCGGAGAUGAGACCGGCACCAACCGCGCCGAAAGUCGAGACAGCUGCUCGGAAAGUUCCGGAGACACGGACAUUUUGGACGAUACCAGCCGCUACUCCAUUAAUGAUGAGAGCCGGGGAAACAGAUCCCAUUCGGAGGACGAUGACGACGACGACGAGGAAGAGGAGGAUCGGCUGCGCAAGAGAAGCCAGCGCAAGCGCGCCAACCACGACCAUGACUCCUCUGACGACGAGAAGGCCUUGGAAGACUGGGUCUCAUCCGAGAAAACGCCCCUCCCCCGGCAGCGCUGGAAGGCCAUACGUGCGCUGAGGCAGAGGGAAAUCGGAAUUAGCAAGCGCUUCAUCUACGACGCCUGCGGAGCACGCAGCUUCGUUCAGAGGUUCCGGCUAUUGCACGGCCUAGAUGGGCACCUGGGCUGUGUCAACACCCUGCACUUCAACCAGCGGGGGAGUUGGUUGGCGAGCGGAAGUGAUGACCUCAAGGUGGUCGUGUGGGACUGGGUGAAGAAGAAACCCGUCUUAGAGUUCGAGAGCGGUCACAAAAGCAACGUGUUUCAGGCAAAAUUCCUGCCCAACAGUGGAGACUCCACACUGGCAAUGUGUGCUCGGGACGGGCAGGUACGCGUCGCAGAACUCUCAGCCACUCAGUGCUGCAAAAACACAAAGCGGGUGGCACAGCACAAAGGGGCCUCUCAUAAGCUUGCCCUCGAACCAGACUCUCCAUGCACUUUCCUGUCGGCCGGCGAGGACGCCGUGGUCUUCACCAUCGACCUGCGGCAAGAUCGGCCGGCCUCGCGACUCGUGGUCACCAAGGAGAAAGAGAAAAAGAUCGGCCUGUACACCAUCUACGUCAAUCCGGCCAACACUUACCAGUUUGCGGUGGGAGGACGAGACCAGUUUGUCCGGAUUUACGACCAGCGGAAAAUAAACGAGAAUGAGAAUAAUGGAGUCCUGAAGAAGUUCUGUCCUCAUCACCUGGUAACAAGUGAAGCAAAAGCAAACAUCACCUGUCUGGUGUACAGCCAUGACGGGACUGAGCUCCUCGCCAGCUAUAAUGAUGAAGACAUCUACCUGUUUAAUUCCUCUCACAGUGACGGGGCACAGUACAUUAAGAGGUACAAGGGGCACCGGAAUAACGCCACAGUAAAAGGGGUCAACUUCUACGGGCCGAAAAGUGAGUUUGUGGUGAGCGGAAGCGACUGCGGUCACAUCUUCCUAUGGGAGAAGUCUUCCUGUCAGAUUGUGCAGUUCAUGGAUGGUGACAAGGGCGGAGUGGUUAACUGCUUAGAGCCCCAUCCCCAUCUACCGGUCCUGGCAACCAGCGGCUUGGACUACGACGUGAAAAUCUGGCUGCCCACGGCAAAGGAUCCGACAGAGCUGGACGGAGUGAAAGAGGUCAUUAAGAAAAAUAAGCGGGAGAGGGAUGAAGACAGUCUACACCAUGCAGACUUGUUUGACAACCACAUGCUUUGGUUUCUUAUGCAUCAUCUUCGUCAAAGGGGGCACCACCGGAGGAGAAGAGACCCUGGCCUAAACACAACGGACGCAGACUCCGACGACUCCCCCAGCACCUCCGACAGUUCUGACGACGAUGAAGAGGGUCCUGACCGAGUCCAGUGCAUCCCCUCAUGAGCCGCCUCUCUCCCCUCUUCUUCUUUUCAGCGUGGAGCUUUCCCUCCCUCCUCCUCCUCCUCCUCCUCCUCCUCCUCCUCUGAGGGCGGACGGCAGGGACGACUUUACUAACAGACAUUUUUCAGCUUUUUAUCAAAGUUCUAGGACUAUAGUGUAAGAAACCACGCUAUUCCUCUAUGCCCUGGUAUCUUUUUGGUUUUGUUUUUCUCUCUCUCUUUUUGGAAAGGGGCAAACCUUUUUUUUUUUUUUUUGCUUUGCAUAACUGCACUUUGGAUAAUGUCGGCUUAAGAGUGAGAAUGAAGAAGGGGCGAUCCACAGGAUGGAGCCUUAGUCUCUUCCCACUACCCGAACUCUUUGUUCUAGACCCUUUUACUACCAGCAGUUUGAGACCCAGAGGGAAAGAGGGACUAUAUGGAGAUGAUGAAAAUAAUAAUAAUAAAAUAAAUAAAAAUAAAAAAAAAACACGAGUAUCAGAAGGGCGAGAGUAAGCGUUAUUUUUGUAUGUAAUUUUUUUUUUUUUCUAGAAAAAAAAACAAAAAAGAAAGCCGCCAUCUUAAGCCAGCUUGUAUACCCCGCCCCCCCUUCUUUAACGUGUCUGCCUCUUUUUGAACCCCACAUCUUUUCUGGAAUCAUUUUUUUUUUUUAUCUAUUUUUUUUUCUCUCUCUUCUAUUGAACCUAUUAAAAUUUGAAGUCUUAAAAAGGCCGUGUGAAUAAAAUAAAGUAAAAUUUGCAUGACAAGAAAAUAUGCACGGAGCUCCUUGUGCAUUCAUUGCUUGAGUUUUUGAGUGAUAUUUAUUUUUUUAUGUUUUUUUGUUCAAGUUUUUUUUUUUCUAGCCCCACCCCCCCCUUGCUCAUCUUGCAAAAAAUGUUUUUGAAUACAUGAAAUAAUAUAUAUAUAUAUAUUUUUUUUUUAGGCUUUUUAUCUUAGUAGAUCUCCCCUAUGUUGUGAGCCAUUCAUCUAUUCCAGUGGUCUUCAACCUGCGGACCUCCCAGA